GAUGAUAAGGAUAUAUUUGCAUAUUACAGAGGGAAAGAUACUUUUACAAAUCAUAUAGAAAAUACUUUCACAAAUUAUAUAAAAAAUACUUUUACAAAUCAUACAGAAAAUACUAAUAUAAAAAAUUCUUUCACAUAUAAUAUGGAGGAUUCUUUCAUGCAUAAUAUAGAGGAUUCUUUCACACAUAAUACAGAAAAUUCUUUCAUAUAUAAUAUAGAGAAUUCUUUCACACAUAAUAUGAAAAAUUCAUUUAUAACUUAUACACUUAAAAGGGAUACGUUUUCAAAUCAUAUAAACAAUAUGUUAAUGAACAAUGUAAUGCAAAUGAAUACCCUAGCUAGCAUUGGAGUAGAUAAAGGCAUUAGAGUAGAUAAAGACAUUGAAGUAGAUAAUAGUAUUAGAGCAGAUAACAGUAUUAAAGCAGAUAACGGUAUUGAAGUAAAUAACAGUAUUGGAGUAGAUAAAUAUAUUGGAGUGGAUAAUAGUAUUGAAAUCAACUGUACUGCAUCGAAUGUUAAUUCUUAUGAAGCAAACCAAGACACUACAACUCUUGCUAAUCAUAUGGAUAAUGAAAAUCCUUAUGAUCAGGAAGUAAACUUUGAUAGGUUGUCUUUCAAUAAUUUUUUGCAAGAAAUUGAAGAUGAUUAUAAGACUUGUG
Scutellospora calospora is the source of this 658-nucleotide messenger RNA. The record is from the annotation of a GenBank genome assembly. NCBI's taxonomy places the organism in Eukaryota, Fungi, Glomeromycota, Glomeromycetes, Diversisporales, Gigasporaceae.